This is a messenger RNA of Chelonus insularis, 1785 nucleotides long. Its product is annotated as DNA repair protein XRCC3-like. Gene Ontology annotation, cellular component: replication fork; Rad51C-XRCC3 complex. Gene Ontology annotation, molecular function: ATP hydrolysis activity; ATP binding; four-way junction DNA binding. Gene Ontology annotation, biological process: double-strand break repair via synthesis-dependent strand annealing; telomere maintenance via recombination; t-circle formation. The transcript has 4 exons. Lineage: Eukaryota; Metazoa; Arthropoda; Insecta; Hymenoptera; Braconidae. The coding region runs from base 120 to 896 and encodes 258 amino acids. The record is from RefSeq and is a predicted model, not a curated record.
AUUUAAACUUUUUAAAAAAAUAUUUUAUUAAAUAAAGAAUAUUUAAAUUAAUAAAUUCUAUCUUUGUUUAUUUGAAAUGUGAGCUCUCUACAUGCAGGAGGAAUUUAAAAAGAAAAACAAUGGAUGAAUUUCCAACUGCACUUCAAUUAAAUGAAGCAAAAGAUCGUUUUUUAUCAACUGGGUGUGCAAUAAUUGAUAAAUUUCUACGAGGAGGACUUUCUAGAAGUGGAAUAACACAAAUAUAUGGUGAAGCGGGUACUGGUAAAACACAAUUGGCUUUACAACUGUGUUUAACCUCACAAAUUCCAUCAUCAGGAGGUUAUAAAGCCGGUGCUAUUUAUAUUUGUACCGAGUCUAAGUUUCCAUCAAAUAGGCUCCAAGAAUUAUUAAAAUUCUCUCCUGUCGCCAAACAAUAUAAAAUAAAUGGAGAUGUUAUUUUUAUAGAACAUAUUUCUACUGUGAGUGAUUUAGAAUCUUGUGUAAAAUAUAGAAUACCAAGUCUAUUACUAACUCAAAAAAUUGGAUUAAUUGUCAUUGAUUCAAUAGCAGCUCCAUUUCGAGUUGAGUUUGAUUCAAAAGAGUUAAAACACAGAGCUAAAUUGUUGAGAAGUAUUGGUCUAACUUUGCAUAAUUACUCCAAAAGCCAUGGUAUCUGUUGUGUAUGUAUAAACCAAGUAUCCUCAGCCAUGGGAAAUACAUCAAAGACUGAUGGAAUUUGUAGCAACAAUCAACCAGUUCUUGGCAGUGUUUGGGCCUGUCAAGUAACAAAUUCAUUUUGUUUUUGUAAAAUAAGAAAUCAACGACAUAUUCAUAUUCGUGAAUCACCUUAUUUAGCAAGAGAAUCAUUAGUUUUUGAUAUCCAACAAUCAGGUGUUGUUGGUUUGAUUGAAAUCUGAUGAUUUAUUUCAAAUCAAUUGAUCAAUUGUUUUGAAUGCAGUGGCAUCAAGAGUCCUCACUAUUGUUGUAGGAAUCCAUUUGUUUAGAUCAACAUCACUGUUAAAAGGAUCUGGUGUUUGAAUAUCAACACUUUCUAUUUCACUUUUUAAAAUUAAUCUGUAAAAAAAUUUAAUUUUUUUUUGGUAAUAAUAUGAUUUAAGAGUAGGUUAAAAAUAAUGAUAAUUUCGUGUACAUAGUAUUUUUAAGGUGUUGUUAUUAUCAACCCUCAAACCCCAACCAUGAAUCACUUGGAUCCCUGGGUCUAUUGGAACCAAUUGGAUUCUAUUGGAGAGUUUGAAUUAAAAAUUUUUAAUGCAGAAAUGGAGUUUAAAGAUUCUUUCGAAUUGGAAUGUUUAACCAGAGGUUAUAAAAGGUCAAUUAGAUCCCAAAAUUGGCAUCUACUUGGAUCUAAAUAGAUCAAAUCAAAUAAGAUUUGUUCAUUCUUUCCUGGGUAGUAACUACAGCACACUUAAAUAGAUUGCAAAAUAAUUCUUAUUUUUUAUUCAUUAAGAGUUUCAAGAAGACUCAUGAAUUUAUUCAGAUUUUUGCGAACUUUUUAAAAUAAGCGAAUGUCAGUUAUUCUAAAGGUGAUAGAUAAAUAAUUAAUAUUACCUAAAGGAAUGUAAAAAAGUCCUAUGAGGUAUAGAGUCCUUUCUAUUGCUAUAAGUAUAAUCACCAAUAAUGGUAUGACCAAUAUAAGAACAAUGAACUCUUAAUUGAUGUCUACGUCCUGUUGAAGGUCUUAGAAGAAUUUUUGUAGCUGGUUUACCAUCUCUUAAACCCUUUUCUAAAACUAGUAAUGCUGUACAACAGCUUCUAGGCUUUUCACAAUAAAUAUCAUCACUUGGA